CGGGCGGGCGCGCAGCCCGCCGCUGCCCCGAAGCAAGCAAGCGUCCGAGAGGGCUUCCCGCAGGCGGCGUGCGAAGAGGCGCACUUUGAAAACUAGAGAAUGGCUGGAUUUCCCUGGGAGGGCGAGCGGGGUGGAUUUAAAGUCCUAGUGGCGACGCUUUCCGUGGCUUUGGUUUACUCCUAUAACAUCGAUCUGGACCAUCCUGUGAUUUAUCAAGGACCCAAUAACUCUUUCUUCGGGUACUCGGUGCUGGAGCAUUACUACGACAAUACCCGAUGGGUCUUGGUUGGCGCCCCAAAGGCAGACUCUAAGUACAGUGCUUCUCUUAAGUCCCCAGGAGCUGUAUUCAAAUGUCGGGUUCACACUAACCCUGAUAGGAGGUGCACAGAGCUGGAUAUGGGUCGAGCUAAUGUUCGAGGAACAUUCUGUGGAAAGACAUGUAAAGAAGAUAGAGAUGAUGAAUGGAUGGGUGUCAGUCUGGCAAGACAGCCUAUGGUUGGAGGAAGUAUACUGGCCUGUGCACAUCGUUGGAAAAAUGUCUACUAUGAAACUGAGUACAUCCUUCCUCAUGGCUUUUGCAACAUCAUCCCUCCCAACCUUGGGUCGAAUGGUAAAAAGUUAAUACCUUGCUAUGAAGAAUAUAAGAAGAAAUAUGGUGAAGAGCAUGGUUCAUGUCAGGCUGGAAUAGCAGGUUUCUUCACAGAGGAGUUGGUUAUCAUGGGAGCUCCUGGAUCUUAUUAUUGGACAGGAACUAUCAAAGUAUUGAAUCUCACUGAUAAUACAUACUUUAAACUGAAAGAUGAAUCUGGGAUAGCCAAGCGUUACAUAUAUCUAGGAUAUGCAGUGACAGCAGGUCAUUUCUCUCAACUGAUGACCACGGACGUCGUUGGAGGAGCUCCCCAGGAUGGAGGCGUUGGAAAGGUAUACAUAUUCCGCACAGAUAGGAAUUCUGGCUCUUUGGUCAAAAUCUUUCAGGCGUCUGGUAAAAAGAUGGGCUCUUACUUUGGCUCCUCCUUAUGUGCAGUUGAUCUGAAUUUUGAUGGACUUUCAGACCUCCUGGUGGGAGCACCCAUGUUCUCUGAGAUCCGGGAUGAAGGUCAGGUCACCGUCUACCUCAGCAGAGGAAAUGGUGUUCUGGAAGAGCAGCUUGUUCUGAAUGGUGAUAACGCCUACAAUGCACACUUUGGGGAAAGCAUGGCGUCCCUGGGGGAUAUUGAUGAUGAUGGAUUUCCAGAUGUUGCCAUUAGUGCUCCGAAAGAAGACGACUAUGCAGGAGCAGUGUAUAUCUAUCAUGGGCACAUUGGGGGCAUUAUUCCUCGAUAUUCCAUGAGGAUAUCUGGAAGACAGUUAAGUCCAAGGCUGCAGAUGUUUGGCCAGUCCAUUUCUGGGGGAGUUGAUAUGGAUGGAAAUGGUUACCCAGAUGUGACGAUUGGUGCCUUUAUGUCAAACAAUGUAGUUCUUCUAAGAUCACGGCCUGUCAUUACCUUGGGCAUCUCAAUUUUCCUGCCAGCAUCCAUUGACAUCACAGCUCCUCAGUGUCAUGAUGGCUUGCAACAAGUGAAUUGUCUAAAUGUCACUGCGUGCUUUAGGUUCAAAGGCAAACAUGUUCCAGGACUGAUAGAUUUGAAUUAUAAUUUGACAGCAGAUGUGGCAAAGAAAGAAAAAGGUUAUCCAAUCAGGGUUUACUUUGUUUCUUCUGGAGAAGCAACGGGCCAGAUCACAGAACACUUGCAGCUGUCGUAUAUGCAGGAGAAAUGCACAAAUUACCUAGCCUUCGUGAAGAAUGGUCCCAACUGUGGAUGCUGUAGGAAAUCACGUCACUAUUCAUUUGUUAGUCUUCCAGAUGCUACAAGGCUGUCAUGUAUCAAGCACUAUGUUGAAGAAAUGGGCCUGGGAAUCAAGCAUGAGAACUGGAUUGUUAAUUUCUGAGGGCU
Molecule: messenger RNA, 1934 nt
Organism: Python bivittatus (Burmese python)
Lineage: Eukaryota; Metazoa; Chordata; Lepidosauria; Squamata; Pythonidae
Source: RefSeq, a predicted model, not a curated record